Lates calcarifer (barramundi perch) is the source of this 2509-nucleotide messenger RNA. RefSeq lists its product as uncharacterized. The record is from RefSeq and is a predicted model, not a curated record. The coding region runs from base 202 to 1977 and encodes 591 amino acids. NCBI's taxonomy places the organism in Eukaryota, Metazoa, Chordata, Actinopteri, Centropomidae. The transcript has 9 exons.
AUGGUUUAAGAGCUACAUGCAAGCUACCAACUGCACUCACACUGACAAACGCUCCUCUCCAGUCUUUGGGUUGUAAGUGAACUUGCUGUUGAAUUUAACCACCGGGUUACAUUUAUGAUUCUUUCUUUUAAAUUAACGCAGCCGUUUUUACAAGACUGAUAUAAAUACUGUUAUAAAAUCAACCCUCUGAUUACAACAGCCAUGUUGUUGGUGGAAGUUGGAUGUGUGUUUCUGGGUUUCAUCCUUUGCAUCUCAGGGGUUAAUGGAAAAGGAAACAUCAUUUGUGCCUUAAAAGGUUCAUCAGUGAAUCUGUCCUGCUCAGCUGAACAUCCCAAUUCAAGAAACAAAUGGUACACUGUGCACUGGAAUGGAUCCAAAUAUGUCCAGAAUGAGCUCUCUGCUGAUGGACGUCAUGUAAUGUACAAUGUAUCUGAAAAAAGUCAACUCACUCUAACAAUCAAUGAUCUAAGAGAGAAUGAUACAGAUAAUUACUGCUGCAGAGAGAAUACAGAUGACCCAACAUACUGUUGGCUUAAUGGCAUCAUACUCCAUGUUGCAGACCUGCAGGUAAAGGUGAUUCCCACCACAGAGGAACAGACAGUAUCACUGAUGUGUAGCACCAGCUGUCCUCUGACUGAAAACCCUGCAGCCUACAUCUGGUACAAGAACAGAGAGUUUCUCUAUCAGGACUGGUCUCCCUGGUACCAACAGCUGGUCAGCAGUGAGGAAGCAGUCACAUACUCCUGUGCUAUCAAAGGCUACGAGCAUCUCAGAGCCCCUGAAGUCUCAGUGGAUUCUGUCACAUCUACCUGCUUUACUGUGACCUAUGCUGAAGGGAGAAUGUGUUCUAAUAACCACACAUCAGUGGAUAAGCCCUGCUCCAUCACAUAUCCCAGAGAAGUAAACAUUCAAAAGACUUCUUCAUCACUGACCUGUAUCACCAGCUGUCCUCUGACUGACAAUCAGACUGCCUAUAGGUGGUACCAGGAUAGAGAACUGUACAGACACAAUGAGAGACAACAGUUUUUACUGUCCACUUCUGCUCAUAGUGUCUCCUGUGCUGUAAAAGGUCUUGAGAAUUUGCCAUCUCCUGAAGUCUGUGUUUUGGAUAACAGCUGUUGGAGAGUGAAUUAUGUCAGAAGGAGAAUCUGUGCUCUACAAGGCUCUUCAGUGAACAUCUCAAGUGAAUACUCCUAUCCUGACCACCUGCAGCCCCGGUCCAAAUUUUGGUAUAAAAUAAAGAGAGGUGACAAGGAAGCUGGUGAAAAGAUGUCCGAGACUGUGGGUCGUGUGGAGUACCAUGACAACAAAAAUAAUCAUCACAUCCUGACAAUCAUUAACCUAAAGAAGAACGACUCUGCUGAAUACAUAUUCAGACUCCAAACAGAUGAUGGACAGAAACAGUCUGAUAAUCCUGGAGUGACUUUGGUUGUCACAGGUCUGAGAGUGAAGUUUACUCCUCCCACAGUGGUGACAGAGGGUCAGAGAGUCACACUGACCUGCAUCACCAGCUGUCCUCUUUCUGUUAACACAACCUACAACUGGUACCUAAACAGUCGACCUCUGACCCUGCUAAAGAGUCAAACCAAACACCUGGUUCUGGACCCAGUCAGCAGUCAGCAUGCAGGAGACUACUCCUGUGCUGUUAAAACCCACAGCAUCAGCUCAUCUGGAAGGACUCUCACAGUCCAAAGUAUCAGAGGGGAAUACAAAUCUGCAGCAGCUGCAGGAGUCUGUGCUGUUCUCCUGGUCAUCAUACCUCUAGUUGUCUUCUUUUGGAUGAGAAGAAAGAGGACUUCAGGUCAGUCUCCUACAACUGAAGCAACAGAGAACACUGAGCAGCUACACUCUGGUCCCAUGUAUGAAAACAUCUCAGCUCAACCAACACAGCAGGAUGACCAUCACUAUAGCAGACUUCUCUUCUCUAACCACACAGAGGCGCUCUACUCAACCAUCAACCCAGGGAACUCUAACUAAACAGACAUCAGUGGCCACAGUAUUUUCCAAAGCACCUUCCUCUGACAGUUUCAGUGACUUCAACAUCAUAGAAGUGUCUGCCUCAAAGCUGUCUGUUACUUUGGAAACUGAUUUCAGACUAAAGACCAGUUAGUUGAGGAUGACUAGUCCAGUUAGAAAAAACCUGAUGUUUGGUUCAGUGAUUAGGGUUAGUCUUCAGGCCAUGAUUGUAGGUCUAUGUAACGUCUCCAGAGAUUACAAAAAUCAACUGUGUGUGUGAGUGUGCAUGCAUGUUGUGAUGAUAUGGCUUGAAAGGCAAUACAGCUUUUUCUUUUUGGCUCUUUGACUGAUUGGAUGCACCUGAUCUAUAACACAGACAAUUUUGCCAGAGAAGCGCAUUGCAGCACCUGGUGGCUGUUUCCAGUGAGCCUAAUGUUGUGUUAUUUUAUAAAUGAUUUGCAGCUGUGAGUGUAAAAAUGUAAAGUUGUUACUGACAAAAAUAUAUGGUGCUCUGCAUGUGGUGUUGUGAAUAAAAUGAUCACAGAUAUAAUGA